AGAAUUUCUGCUCAUCUGAAGAGACCAAUCUGCAUCGUACUGUCUAGACAAGAUGGAUUCUAUGUUAGCGAGUCACUUUGCUGGCCUGUCCACACGGGGCAAAGUGAUGGCGGAGUACGUCUGGCUUGGAGGCUCCGGCUCCGACCUGCGGUCGGCGACCAAGGUGCUGUCGUUCAAGCCCAGCAGCCCUGCGGACGUCCCGCUCUGGACGUGUGAUGGCGUGGCGACUGGUCAGGAGGACGGCCCGUGCUCCGUCGUGUAUCUGAAAGCCCGCAGUAUCCACCCCGACCCGCUAAGGGGUGGCGACCACAUCCUGGUGCUCUGCGACACAUUCCAGGCUCCCUCCGUGGAGGCGGACGUGGGCUCGCCAGAGCUCCACCCACAUCCCACGAACAAUCGGGCGCCCUGCGAUCGCGUCAUGCGGGCGGCAGCGGCUAGCCAGCCAGUGUUCAGUUGCCACCAGCAGUAUACACUGCUGAACCCAGAGACCUGCUGGCCAAUAGGAUGGCCGGAGCGAGCCACUGGAGCCACAUCGUCUAGCCAGUCUUAUUGCGGCACAGGCACUGGAGUAGCUGUGGGGCGAGAGUUCGCGGAAACGCACUUGAGAUCAUGUCUGCAUGCUGGCCUCCGUGUAUCUGGAACAAUGCCUGAUGCUGUACCCGGUCAGUGGUCCUACCAAGUGGGACCAUGUAGGGGCAUUGAACUAGCGGACCACCUAUGGCUAUCACGCUACCUAUUGCUGAGAUUGUCUGAGCAGUUCAAGGUUAUUGCCUCUACAGACCCCAAACCAGUGCCAGGGGAUUGGUCGGGCAAUGGAGCGGCAGUGAAAUUCAGCACUAAGGAGACUAGGGAGGAAGGCAAGGGCUGGUUUGUCAUCCAAGAACAUCUCAGGCGCCUACAACAUACGCACAUGCAGCACAUGGUGGCAUAUGGCGUGGGCAAUGCCAAGCGCUGGCAGGGGCCCUGCAGCAAGGCAGCUCAGAGCGGCUCUCUGCUUGACUUCACUGUGGGCAUGGAGAACAGAAACGCCUCCAUUCGCAUACCCCACUCUGUGCUCCUGCAGAAGCGCGGCUGGUACGAGGAUCGGCGACCUUCUUCAAACAUGGAUCCUUAUCUGGUGACCAUGCUGCUAGUGUGCACCACCCUGCAGAUGCCAUUGCCCAUGACUGAUGGCAAGCCUGCAGCUCCGUGCGCCAGGUGA
This is a messenger RNA of Coccomyxa subellipsoidea C-169, 1201 nucleotides long. RefSeq names its product glutamine synthetase. Bases 53 to 1201 code for a protein of 382 amino acids. Gene Ontology annotation, cellular component: cytoplasm. The transcript is spliced from 7 exons. The record is from RefSeq and is a predicted model, not a curated record. Lineage: Eukaryota; Viridiplantae; Chlorophyta; Trebouxiophyceae; Coccomyxaceae. Gene Ontology annotation, molecular function: glutamine synthetase activity.